AUGCCGAUCUUGUCUGCGUCCCGAUGCUGGACCGGUGUUCAAGCAGACGUCAACGUGAUGAUGCCCGACCGACCGAUGGAUUUGCAAUUCAGCGUGGACAGCUCGACUAAUCUGCCGGUGUCGCAGCAACCUGCGGAAUUGCAGCAGUAUCUCAAGGAGUUGGAAGCUUUCCUGAAUGGGUCGGAUAGCCAGCCUAACCAGCCCAGCCCGCCACUGCAGAUACGGCAUCGAGGAGUGGACUAUCUCUUGCGCGCAAAUGCCAGCGUAAGGCAGAGCGAGGAGGAAGUCGCUGAUUCUCGCACGUCAUUCCAGAGCAUCGAGAACGACGAGGUCCCUGCGACGCGCGCGGUGUGCGAGAGCAUACUUGACUUGGAGAGCAAUCAGAAGACCAUGCGCUGCGAGGUACGCCUUCGCCUUUAG
Dichomitus squalens LYAD-421 SS1 is the source of this 420-nucleotide messenger RNA. RefSeq lists its product as uncharacterized. Bases 1 to 420 code for a protein of 139 amino acids. The record is from RefSeq and is a predicted model, not a curated record. The transcript is spliced from 3 exons. Lineage: Eukaryota; Fungi; Basidiomycota; Agaricomycetes; Polyporales; Polyporaceae.